CUAAAACACAUGUAAAUAUAUUCACAAAAUGUGUUCCAUACGGAAUUUGCAUUUCGAUGACGUAUGCCCACUUGCUGCAAUUAUACUACUUUAUUGCACUGACAAGCUAAUAUUAUUAAAUCAUAUGGAAUAGCAUUUCCAUAUCAACUAACGAUUUACCUUGUAAUCUACGUUAAUGAGCACAUAAAAAAUUCCAGCUAAAUACUCGAACAUAAAUGUGCACCUUUGUAUAAAACUAUUUAUGUAUUUUUAUAUAAAAUUUUUUCCAAUAACAUCCGUUGCUAAUUCAUAAUUCUCUUUGCAUUUCUCCUUUUAACUGCACACGGUUUUUGCUACGGAAAUGUUUGCCUCCCCCACAUCCAACUGUGUUGUUGUGUGUGUGUGUGUGUAUGCGUUCCAUGGAAACCUACAACUUUAUGUCGCUAAUCCAAUGGCUCCCCCGCUAUUUCGCCCCUUCACCGUAUCGCUUCAACAACAAAUGUGUGUAACGGAAACAACAAAACCAACCGGAAAAUGCCAACAUUUUCGUUUAUUACCUACCCACUAACAUCAACGCGAAAUCGCUCAACAACAAAAUCACACUUCCCACCCCGCCACCACAAAACAACAGAGGGCAUGAUGCUACCCGGCAUGGGCAUGGCUAAUAUGAGCGGUGGUGGCGCCACUGGUGAGCUGAUGGCUGUGGGCAAACAUCCACUUGGUGCUGGUCUUGCUGCGCUACAACAACGUGCUGCCAUGAAUGCUGCUGGUGGUGGUGGUCCCGGCGGCAUGGGUAUGGUGGGAGGACAUGGCGGCGGCGUUGGCAUGGGUCAUGGUGGCGGUAUCGCUGGCGCAACAGGAAACGGUGGCAUCGAUAUGGGUAGCAUUGGCAUGGGCGCCGGUCAAGGAUUCAUGCUGGACGAUGGACGUCCUCCACCGCCGCCACACUCGAGCUUGUUGCACAACUUGCCCGCCGCUGAAAUUGGACGCGCCGUUGAAGAACUGGUGACCGUAAUUACCGAACAAGAAAUCGAACAAACGCAACAACGUCAACGAGGUGAUCACGAUGGGUUGGACGAUGAUGGUGAUGAUGAUGAUGAUGAUGAGGAUAGUUUGAGUGUAGCGACAGCGAUAACUGCUAAAACAAUCAUAAAACCUUUAACGACAACAACAAAAACCAACGCAACAACCACCAAUACAACUGCAACGAUAUUAAAUUAAGAUUAUUUAGGAAAACAAUUGGAAAUUAGUAACAUAUUGGAAAAAAGCAUGCUUACAAAGAAUAAUUAGAAGGAAAUUAAAAAAAGCGAGAGAAGAAAAAAAAUUAAAAUGUUAAAGCAAAAGAAGUUUCAACGAUAAGCAGACAGAGAGAAAUAAUCGCUGGAUUGGAGAGCAUGCAAGAAAAUUAUGAAAGUAAACUUUUAACGAAAACAAAAGCAACAGAGCUUCGAGGAAGAGGAGAGAAAAUAUUUGUGGUACUACAAUACAGCAUUGAUGGAAAGAUAGAACGGAAUAAAAAGUAUGCGUGUUUGACAGUACUACAAAUCAGUAAAGGGGGUACGAUUAAUCGGCGAGAUUUUUGGAGAUUUCGCUGUUAGAACUUUAGUUCAGCUAAUUGUGUGAUGCGUGCAGCAAAUAAAAAAAGUAGUAUAGUAAAGUUUGAUAUAUCAUUGCAGAAGCAGCUAAAUUCUUAUUUAGUAUUAGUUGAAAAAAAAACUUGAAAAUUAUUAUAAACGGCAAAUGCAGAAAAUUUAAUUUAGUUACGAGGAUAAAGUUAAAAACACUUGAUAAAAAAUAUACAAAAUCUAAAAGCACAAAGCUACAAACAUAAUCAGCUACUUAUUGGCGUACAUACACAUAUGCAUUUACGAAUGAGAAUAGCAGUGAAACGAAUGCAAAAAAAAACAAUUCAAUUGCGUUUAAAGGCUAAACUAGCUUAAUUGAAUUGAGUUGAGAAAUGAGUGAUUACUUAAAGCUUUCAUAAGCAAAACGAACAGCUUAAAACGAUGAUUGUCUGCUAAAAGGUUUAUAUGUUAGAAUAAAUUAGAAAUCCAAACAAAAAAUAAAUAAAUAAAAAUUAAAAACAUUCAAAAGCUGCAGAAAACCAAUUUAUGUCGACAAAAAAACUAUCGAAAGCUUGUGAAUAUCGGCUACAAUCGAAAGCGCUCCAGUAUGAUGCAGCACGUAGCUUUUUUGGAGCUGUCAUUGCCCCAAAAAGCUUUCAUGGCUUUUUUUUCCAAUAAAAUAAUAGAAACAAAAAUGUAUAUUUUAGAUUUACGACUUAUUUUAGAAAACAUGCAAUGUGCAUAAUAAUUCUUAAUUACUUAAUUUGUUUAAAAUAUUACGUAAGCUCCGAAAAACAAGGAUAACAAAAAAAAAGCAUGUCUAAAAAAUUAUAAAUUAAUAUUAAACAUAUCACGAAUUAAACGAAAAAGCUACUUAAAUAUAAAGUUACGCCAGCAAGAAAGUACAUAAUUUUUUUUUCAGAAAAAAAUAAAACUAAAAUACAAUAAAAAAUGUGAAACAGAAAAUGUGAAAAAAUUAAAGAAAACUUUAUAUAUUAAAUAGAUGUGCGCGCACUAAAGUAAUGCUUUGUAAUUUUAUAUAUAUAAACGAAAUAUUAAAUUUUUAUAAAGUAUGUAUUCAUGUAAGCGAUUUUUUGUUUUUGUAAAUUUAAAUUCCAUGCUUUCUAUUGAAAUUAUUUAGCAGCAACAGAAGCAGUACUAUAAAUGCUUAAAAUGUAACUUGAAUUUAUUUUUAAAAAACAGCAAUAUACAUACACACGCAUAGCAAAUUUAAGUUUUUACAAAGCAGAAUAUUUCAAAAGUAAAAAAAAUCCUGUAUU
Rhagoletis pomonella (apple maggot) is the source of this 2824-nucleotide messenger RNA. RefSeq names its product keratin, type II cytoskeletal 1-like. The transcript has 2 exons. The coding region runs from base 514 to 1200 and encodes 228 amino acids. NCBI's taxonomy places the organism in Eukaryota, Metazoa, Arthropoda, Insecta, Diptera, Tephritidae. The record is from RefSeq and is a predicted model, not a curated record.